Molecule: messenger RNA, 171 nt
Organism: Balaenoptera musculus (blue whale)
Lineage: Eukaryota; Metazoa; Chordata; Mammalia; Artiodactyla; Balaenopteridae
Product: cytochrome b-c1 complex subunit 10-like
Exons: 1
Coding region: 1-171 (56 amino acids)
Biological process (GO): mitochondrial electron transport, ubiquinol to cytochrome c
Cellular component (GO): mitochondrial inner membrane
Source: RefSeq, a predicted model, not a curated record
AUGCAGAGCAGGUUCCUUGCCCUGCGCUCCUGGGAAUUGGCUGGAGACUGGAUUUCCACCGUGGGCACGUGGGGUGCGGUGGGCACUGUGGGGCUGCCGUGGUCCAUCGACUGGCGGCUGAUUCUGGACUGGGUGACCUACAUCAAGGGCAAGUUUAAGAAGGAUGAUUAA